Messenger RNA from Geodia barretti, 1035 nucleotides. The record is from the annotation of a GenBank genome assembly. NCBI's taxonomy places the organism in Eukaryota, Metazoa, Porifera, Demospongiae, Tetractinellida, Geodiidae.
CUGACCCGUCUCGGGCUGUAUGCGCUGCAGCACCGGGGCCAGGAGAGCGCCGGCAUCACCACCAGCGACGGCGAGCGCCUGCACUCGACGCGGGCCAUGGGGCAUGUGUCGGAGGCGAUCGACGAGGCCUCGCUGGGCGCGCUGGCCGGUGACCACGCCAUCGGUCACGUGCGGUACUCGACCGCGGGCGACAGCCGGAUCGUCAACGCGCAACCGAUCCUCAUCGACUGCGUGCACGGCGAGAUUGCCCUCUGCCACAACGGCAACCUCAUCAACGCAGCCGAGCUGCGCGACGAUCUGGUCCGGCAGGGAAGCAUCUUCCAGACCAGCAGCGACACCGAGGUCGUGCUGCAUCUCUAUGCCCGGUCGGCCGCCGAUACCGCCCCCGAGGCCAUCGCCGAGUCGAUCCGGCAGGUGCGGGGCGCGUUCUCGCUGGCGCUCCUGACCCGCGACCACCUGAUGGCGGUGCGCGAUCCCUACGGGUUCCGCCCCCUGGUGCUGGGCGCCCUCGGCGACGCUGCCGUGGUCUGCUCGGAGACCUGCGCCCUCGAUCUGAUCGGCGCGCAAUACGUGCGGGACAUCGCGCCGGGCGAGCUGCUGGUCAUCGGUCGUGACGGCCAGCACUCCUUCCGGCCGUUUCCGCCCGCCCAACCGUCGCAGUGCGUUUUCGAGCACGUAUACUUCGCGCGGCCGGACAGCGUGGUGUUCGGCCGGAGCGUCCACGAGGUGCGGACCAACUUCGGGCGGUUGCUCGCGCGCGAGAUGCCGGUGGACGCCGAUGUCGUGGUGCCGAUACCCGACUCCGGGAUCUGUGCGGCCAUCGGUUAUGCCGAGGCGGCGGGACUGCCGAUGCGGAUGGGGCUCAUCCGGAAUCACUAUGUCGGCCGCACGUUCAUUGCGCCGCAGCAGGAGAUUCGCGGGUUCCGCGUGCGCGUGAAGCUGAAUUCGGUCCGGAGCGUCCUGGACGGCAAGCGGGUCGUCCUCGUCGACGAUUCGAUCGUACGGGGACGACCAGCCGCAAGAUCGUCGGGAUGA